Messenger RNA from Daldinia vernicosa, 1610 nucleotides. RefSeq lists its product as uncharacterized. The record is from RefSeq and is a predicted model, not a curated record. The transcript has a single exon. Bases 1 to 1539 code for a protein of 512 amino acids. NCBI's taxonomy places the organism in Eukaryota, Fungi, Ascomycota, Sordariomycetes, Xylariales, Hypoxylaceae.
AUGUCUCAAAAGCUUCACCUAGAAUGUGUACAUUGCGGGCGAGUGAGAUGCAACAACUGUCAGGGGGAAAAAAUCCCUUUAUGUCGAAACCCUAAGAAGGACAAGCACAGUACAUGUACCAAUAACAAUGAGGCUCUGCAAGGUAGUGCCAGCCACGGAUUUGAGUUGUUGCAUAGUACGACCCAUACAUCAGCAAUCAGCAGAGCCGCGUCACUACCACCUGAGGAGGCAAUUGAGGCUCAAUCACCUUUGAGACAGUUGUCCUUUACCGAGGGAACCCUGACAGACAUCCCCGAAUUUGCGGCUCUAAUUCAUUUGGACCAGGAUAGGGCCGACCCGAUCAGUACCAGGUUCCAACAAGAAACCAGCGGGUUGGGUCAGGCCUAUGAGGGCGAGCGCUCACCCCGUAGCAAUGAAGAGGAUGAGAAAGAUACUUUCGAUUUUGGGGCUUUUGACAGGGACACGAAUUCCUUCUUCGGCCCAGUGUUAUUUCCCGAUUCUGAAAGGCUCGGGGGUGCAGUUAGCUGGUCGCAAUAUGAAUCGGGUAAUGACAAGAUAGAGACAUGUGGUACUGGUGAAGGGCAACGGGCAAAGACGGGCAGCGCAGAGGGUUUCGACCCUGACGGAAUCGACCCGUUUGAGGGAUUGAAUUUAGAUCCAGCUUACAACUCAGAUACUUAUUCCGUUGAACCUCAAAUAUCCGUACCUAUCUUCGCCUCGGACAUCAAUACAAUCGAUCCCGCGCAAUUUCCCAAUGCGUAUCCGUUUCCGGCUCCGUGGACAGGCUACAACAUUGGACAUACCGAGUUACCUAUGCCAUCCUUUCCAUACGAAUCUUCAGACUUAGCUAUGAAUGGGAUUCCAAACACUGCCCCUCAAUUGCCAGAUAUGGAGUCAUUAAUAGAUCAAAAGGAAGAAUUCCAUUGCCCUCGGAGCCCACCGCACCACAAUGGCGACGAUCGUCAGCUAGGUGCCAACAAGAGACAGCUUCAUCAGGGAAAUCGGGAAGGCAGUCCCGACAGAGCAUGUGAAUCGUGCUCGUUAACAGCUAGCAUCGAUGAGAACACGCCUCUUGCGUGUCUGUUCUACAAGCGCAAUCCGGCACGGUAUCCAAACUGCAUUAAAAAGACGUUCAAAAGCAUUGGCCACCUUAGGCAGCAUUUGAAUCACGAUCACAAAUUAGGGGUCUAUCACUGCAAAAACUGCUGGGAAUCUUUUGCGGAUCAAGAGUCCUUGGAUGCGCAUGUGAUGUGUGAGCCAACGCAUGGCAGUUCCGUCGACGAUCUCGGGCGCAUUACUAAAACCAGACGGACUUUCAACAAUAAAUGGUAUUGGACUUGGAGAAAGCUUUUUGGAAGAGGGACUGCUCCACCAAAGUGUCCAUAUUCGCAUCCUACUCGGGAUAUGGCAAGUCACCUAUUCAGCCAGUUUCUUCAACAUCUUACGGCUCAAGGGACGAAUCUAGAUGUCCGCGGAUUUGAAGAAGCGAUCUCCCAGUGGCUAGCAUCAUACCACGAACCUUCAAACGAUACUCGCUAAAUUGAUGCAAAUACUACUGCUACCAACACAUAGAUAGCACCUGCGUAUAAUUUCCUUUCUGUGGAUUUACA